UGGCAAGUUAUGGUCAGAGUCACGCUUAUUUCCUCCCUCCACCACCCUCUCUCUCACUCUCUCGUAACCGAAAUGGAGAAAAAACCGUUGCUCUGCUUUUACGUCCUCCUCCCUGUUCUCGCCAUUGCUGGAGCUUCCUCCUCUGAGGUCGACUACUCCAAGCUCUCCGGCAUUAUAAUUCCGGGCUUUGCAUCUACUCAGCUCCGAGCAUGGUCCAUUCUCGACUGCCCCUACUCCCCACUCGAUUUCAACCCUCUCGAUUUGGUUUGGCUCGACACCACCAAAGUCCUUUCUGCUGUCAAUUGCUGGCUCAAGUGCAUGGUGUUGGACCCUUACAACCAGACAGAUCACCCUGAUUGUAAGUCCCGUCCCGAUAGUGGUCUUUCUGGUAUUACAGAACUUGAUCCAGGUUAUAUAACAGGACCGCUUUCUUCGGUGUGGAAAGAAUGGAUUAAGUGGUGUAUUGAAUUUGGCAUAGAAGCUAAUGCAAUAAUUGCUGUUCCUUAUGAUUGGAGAUUGGCACCCUCCAUGCUUGAAAAGCGUGACCUUUACUUUCAUAAGCUGAAAUUGACAUUUGAAACUGCUUUUAAACUUCGUGGUGGCCCUUCCUUAGUUUUUGCCCAUUCAUUGGGUAAUCAUGUUUUUCGUUAUUUCUUGGAGUGGCUGAAGCUACAAAUUCCACCAAAACAUUAUAUCAAAUGGCUGGAUCAACAUAUUCAUGCCUAUUUUGCUGUUGGACCUCCCCUUCUUGGUGCAACUGAAACCAUUGAAGCAACACUUUCUGGUUUCACAUUUGGCCUUCCAGUAUCUGAGGGAACAGCUCGAUUGAUGUUCAACUCCUUUGGUUCAUCAUUAUGGAUGAUGCCUUUUUCCCAAUACUGUAGAACUGAUGAUAAAUAUUGGCAGCAUUUUUAUGGGAAAAGGCCCAUGGGUCAGCAAACGUAUCACUGUGAUGAGCAGGAGUUUCAUUCAAACACAUCUGGAUGGCCAACGAAAAUAAUCAAUAUUGAAAUUCCCGCAACUCGUGGAUUUGAUGCAUAUCCUUCAUUCUCAGAAAUACCGGAGGCUAACUUGUCCAGCAUGGAGUGUAGAUUGCCUACUCAAUUAUCUUUCUCAGCUCGUGAAAUAUCAGAUGGCUCCUUUUUCAAGGCAAUUGAAGAUUAUGACCCAGACAGCAAGAGGCUCUUGUACCAGUUAGAGAAAUCAUAUCUUGAUGAUCCUGUCGUUAAUCCCCUUACACCUUGGGACCGGCCACCAAUAAAAAAUGUCUUCUGCAUUUAUGGCACUGAUUCGAAGACCAAGGUUGGUUACUACUUUGCCCCUAGUGGCAAGCCCUACCCUGAUAACUGGAUCAUUACAGAUGUCAUUUAUGAGUUUGAAGGAUCUCUAUUCUCAAGGUCGGGGAAUUUGGUUGAAGGGAACCCUGGAGCCAUGAGUGGUGAUGAGACGGUACCAUAUCACUCCCUUUCAUGGUGCAAGAACUGGCUUGGACCUAGGGUGAACAUAACAAGAGCUCCUCAGUCGGAGCAUGAUGGUUCAGAUGUACAGAUUAAAUUGAAUGUGGAACAUCACCCAGGAGAAGAUAUUGUUCCGAACAUGAAAAGAUCGCCAAAGGUUAAGUACAUAACAUACUAUGAAGAUUCUGAAAGUCUUCUUGGAAAGAGGACAGCAGUUUGGGAGCUUGAUAAAGCAAAUCACAGGAACAUUGUUAGAUCACCAGUGCUAAUGAGGGAAUUAUGGCUUGAGUUGUGGCAUGAUACCCAUCCUGAUGCAAAAUCAAAUUUUGUCACUAAAGCUAAGCGUGGACCUUUAAGAGACGAGGACUGUUAUUGGGAUUAUGGGAGAGCUCGUUGUGCAUGGCCAGAUUACUGUGAAUACAGGUACAUUUUUGGUGAUGUUCACUUGGGACAAAGCUGCAGGUUGAAAUAUACUUCAUUUGAUUUGUUGUUGCAUUAUCUGUAAAUAAGAAGGUGCUGACGAGAUUUCCUUCUGUCAAAUUUUCUACCAGUUGGCCCAGUACUCUUGAAUACCAGAAUUCAUCCUCGGAUUAGCUGUGAUUUUUGGAGUUUGGUCAUUCUUUUGCAUUGUAAACUUGUGGGGCCACUGUUUGCAAGCAAUUUUUGUUUGCUAGUGUGAAAAAUUUGACUCAACUUCUAUACUGUUAAUAGUAGCUGCCUUUAUUAUUCUCACAAUUUGCACAGUAAGUAUAUAUUGGGCCAGAUCAUAGUCAAUGUUGUACUAUACUGUUAUUAGUAGCGGGCACCUAUGGCUGAUAUAUUUCUGGUGGCAUCUGGUAUGCGCCUUCAUAUGGUCUGCAAAAUGAAAUUCAGGCCAUUGCCUUCUAUUUUUUGAAACAUGAUUUACCCUGCUAUUGAUUAAGUUAGUAGCAUCAUUUUACCGUUGGUUACUUGAGUGACCAGUUCCAUUUUGCCAUCUCUAAGAAAUAACAAAGAAUUUUGGUCUAUGGGUUGGUGAUUGACAGUUUCCUAUAUCUAAGAAACAU
Abrus precatorius (Indian licorice) is the source of this 2503-nucleotide messenger RNA. Its product is annotated as phospholipid--sterol O-acyltransferase. The record is from RefSeq and is a predicted model, not a curated record. Gene Ontology annotation, biological process: lipid metabolic process. Lineage: Eukaryota; Viridiplantae; Streptophyta; Magnoliopsida; Fabales; Fabaceae. Bases 10 to 1962 code for a protein of 650 amino acids. The transcript is spliced from 16 exons. Gene Ontology annotation, cellular component: cytoplasm.